Messenger RNA from Dufourea novaeangliae, 1782 nucleotides. RefSeq names its product radial spoke head protein 3 homolog B (gene Rsph3). The record is from RefSeq and is a predicted model, not a curated record. The transcript has 8 exons. Bases 1 to 1782 code for a protein of 593 amino acids. Gene Ontology annotation, cellular component: cilium. NCBI's taxonomy places the organism in Eukaryota, Metazoa, Arthropoda, Insecta, Hymenoptera, Halictidae.
AUGCCGGCCGAAAUAUCCGCGCUGCCGCCAACAGCCAACGGAGAUCCUUUCGCUCGUGAUCGAAAGGAUCCGCCGGCAUUCACGAUCCUCCAGAAAGAUGGUUUGGACAGCAACCUACCGCUUCUCCACGUGAACGGCGACGACGUCGAUACGAACGGAUCGGAAGUCAGGCGAUACGAGAACUGCAAUAACAAUCUGAUCGAUCGGAAACGUCUCAGCAGAUCGAACGAUCAUCUGAUCCAGGCGAGCUUACAGUCCAGCCAUGCGAAUCCGUUGAAGAAGAAGACGAUAAGCCGAAGCCAAGACAGCUUGCAAUCGUUGGAGAAGGUGCCGACCAUCAAACCGAGCAUCACUCUGUCUACGGAGGACUUCAACGAAGUGCUGAACGCGAAAUUGAAACGGAUCCAGGACCAGGAGAAGGAGGAGCAACGCAGAAUCGCGCGAAAGAAUCAAACGUUUCACAAGAAACCGUUCAUCACCACGGUGAAGACUGGAGAAUUUCUGAUGCCGCCACCGGAAGUCGCUGCUCUACUCGGUAUCGGACCGACCUCGAACGAUUCAGAGGAAAUGGACAACUGUCCUCUUCGAUCGAGAUUCAAAUCACUCGUAUCGCUCGCCAAGAAACCGGAAGUACGUCACAGCAACCACAACGCCAGGUGUCCGGCCGCCCUCAAGGCCACCGUCGAUUUCACUCUCGGAAUGAUGAACGCGACGACCAUCGCUGCCUCGACCUUGGACGAGCGCGCGAAGAUCCCGAAGAAGAACGACGUGGCCGAUCAAUCGAUUCCUUUCGGGAAUAUCAUGUUUGACCGGCGUGUUGUACGCGGAAGCACGUACGCCGCAGCUCCUACCCUCAUCGAUGGAGAACAGUCGAUUGCGGCGAGGCAAGCGGAAGCAAGGAGGAGACAUUUGGCGCGGAAACGGGCUCAAGCACAGGCCACUAAAGCUCUAGUUCUGAGAAUAGGGUCACCGCCGCCGGUACCAGGUCGAAAACACGAGCCCGUGCAAACCGAAGUCUAUCUCGAAGAACUGUUCGACAAGCCGGACGAGUUCGACGUUUCGACGCAGACCGACUACUUCCUGGACAGGCCAUCGACACCUCCGUACUGUGCACCCAAAGUUGGCCAGGAUGUCGGCACUCAAAUCGAGCCGGGUGACCUGUUCGACUUCGACUACGAGGUGCAACCGAUUCUGGAGACGCUUGUCGGCAAGACGGUGGAGCAGGCGUUGAUAGAGGUCCUCGAAGAAGAGGAAAUCGCCGCGCUUAAGGAGCAACAGAGAAAAUUCUUGGAACUUCGCGCCGCGGAACAGGCCGAAGCUCGGAGGCUGGAAGAACAGGAGAGGAGAAUAAGGGAGGAAAAGGACGAGAGAUUAAAGCAACACGAGGAAGCGAUGAAAGCCCAAUGGGAGACGGAGGAACGAAUAGCCGCGGCCACCCUACUGACAGGAUACAUCGCGGAACUUCUUCCGGCAGUUCUAGAGGGAUUGAAGAUGUCCGGAUUCCUACUGGACGAGAUCAAGGCUGAUAUGGAGGAAGGAUUCGUUCCUUGGCUGAUGAAGGAAGUGAAAAAAGAGAUGGGGAAUAUGAUCGAGAGCAGAGAACUACUCAUGGAGAUCAUCAAGGAGAUUCUGGAGAACCGUGCCGAGACGUACAGAAAGCUUGGCGAGGAAUACGACGCCACGAGGAAGAAAUCGUCGAUGGAAAACGUGGAAGACGGUGGUCGAGACCCGAAUUUCGUGAACUAUCAACCGCCCGUUCUCGAGAACGAGGAUGCUAUUUAG